Coniophora puteana RWD-64-598 SS2 is the source of this 351-nucleotide messenger RNA. RefSeq lists its product as uncharacterized. Gene Ontology annotation, cellular component: TIM23 mitochondrial import inner membrane translocase complex. NCBI's taxonomy places the organism in Eukaryota, Fungi, Basidiomycota, Agaricomycetes, Boletales, Coniophoraceae. Gene Ontology annotation, biological process: protein import into mitochondrial matrix; protein insertion into mitochondrial inner membrane. The record is from RefSeq and is a predicted model, not a curated record. The transcript is spliced from 4 exons. The annotation marks the transcript as partial.
AUGCCCGUUCCCGCAGCAAGACAUCCCCAGGCUCAGGAGCCCUCCGUCUGGCAGAAGCGUGCGAUGGGCGCCAUGAUGGGCACCGGUGUCGGUCUCACCAUCGGCUUCAUCUUUGGUUCCUACACCAUUCUGAGAGGAGGCGCAGGCCCUCGCGGCGCCCUGUCCACCCUCUCACAGUACAUGCUCAGCAGUGCUGCCACCUUCGGCUUCUUCCUCUCAGUCGGCUCGGUCAUUCGCAACGACGCGCUUCUCCCCCCUCACAUGCAGGCCGCACAACUCCAGCUCCUCCCUCCGAUCACGCGCUCCAAAGCCGAAGGCGCCAUGCUCAUGCGUUCACGCUGGAAUGCUGAA